Messenger RNA from Closterium sp. NIES-65, 2679 nucleotides. The record is from the annotation of a GenBank genome assembly. Lineage: Eukaryota; Viridiplantae; Streptophyta; Zygnematophyceae; Desmidiales; Closteriaceae.
AUGGCGGGAGGUCGACGCAACGGACGGGGUGGCGGAAAGAUUGGAGGAAAAGUUAUUGAUACUGCUGGCAACACCCCUUUGACCAGCGCGGAUCACUCUCCGGAGACGAGUCCUCUAUUGUUGACGCAAGCUUCACCCCAAGCUCCCCUCACGACGGCAGUUAACGAUGUGCUGGGAGAGGUGGCGAAAAUCUCCCUGCAAGAGCGGUUGUCUGCUUUGAAGGACAACGAGCUUAAGGACAAUAAGGAGGGUAAUGAGACGCAGCAACCGCAACCGACCUCGUCAGCUGGCGGAUCGCCGAAUCCUGUGACAAUGGCACCUGCGGCUACGGCAGAAGGUUGCAGCAAAUACGUGGAUGAGGAUGAGUGCUGGGACAGUGACGACGAGGACGACUUCGACCCAACUGCGGUCAGCCUGCUCGCGUCCCAAGUCAGCUUCCCACUUACGCUUCUGAUCCCUAUUCAGUGGGAGAGCGAGGUCCCGAAGUUGAAGCCUACGGUCAUUGCGCACCUGGAUCACUGGAAGGCUUCGUUGACGGUCGACGCGCAGACGACCACGAAGUAUCAGGAGAUGCUGCCGCUGUGGCUGUCAAAGAAGCGAUACGAUCGGCUUCAAGUUACCUUUCAGCACGCGAGUGAUGCGGCUUCGGUCUGGCGGCGCUCCAUCGAGCACGAUGUGGGGAAGGGGGUUACUCUGACGCUUAACUGGCAGCACCCGGAGAACGCGACUUACAGGAAGGAGCGUCAGCAGAACCCAGAUGCGGUGGAAGUGCUGUUGAAGUAUGUUCCGGCUGGCGUCUCUCCAGAGCUGGUCCGUAAGAUGCUGACGGAGGUUGUGCUGCUCAAGAAAGGCAAACCUGCGUUCAGCAAAGGCGUGGGCUUCCACAGAGUGCAGGACCCAGCUGACCAGAACUUCUGGACUCAAUUGAAGCCGUCCGCGGUGGUGGCCGUGGGGCCAGCUGGGCCGGCAGGAGGAGUAGCUGUGGUGAGCUUUGUGCCUGGGAUGAGCUUCACGCACACGUACACACACGCAUCAGGAAGAUUGGUGGGGGUGGUGGUCCGUUGGGAAGAUCUAGAGCUGCUCCUUGUUGCGUUGUACUCGCCGGCGCAACUGGAGAUCAGGGCCCCUUUCUACAAGGACUGCCUGGGGCCUUUCCUGGGCACCUUACCAAAAAUGAUGAACGUCAUGGUGAUGGGAGACAUGAACGUGGUGGAGGACCCGGCGCUAGACAAGUCAACAGGUGUGGGGUCGUCGGCGGAAAACCGGAGGUUGAUGAGCUACUGGGCGAACUCCCCGCUCACUGAUGCGUUCCGUUUUAUGCACCCUGGCAAGAGGGAGUACACUUUCCACAUGAGGGCAAAGGGUGUGAGCACCAGGAUUGACCGCGCGCUAGUGUCACAAUCGUUGCUGUGCAAGCUGGUGGAUGUGCGGCACGCGGACAUUACAAACAAGAUGACGGAUCAUUGGAGUGCGGUGGUGGUCGCGCUGGAGUCGUCGGCGGCGGUCGAGAGUGGUCCCGGAAUCUGGCGGCUAAGGGCGGUACAGGCAAAAAAGAGAGGGGUCAGGAGCCGGGUGGAGAAGGUGAUCAAGGACGCGGGUGGUAACCUUGGGUUCGUGUCCUGGGCGGAGGGCCUGCACAUAGGAGCAGGCACACGGUUGCACAUCAACGGGUGGACAGGAGACAGGGUCGCGGUGGAAAGAGGGGUGCGUCAAUGUUGUCCGCUAGCACCGUACCUCUUCUUGUGCGCGGUAGAGCCGCUCUGUCAAGAAAUUGCGCAACGAAGGCUGGGGGUGGGAGACGAAGGUGCAGAGAAGCUGGCGUACCUGGGAUACGCCGACGACACGUCGCUCUUGCUGCAGGGGGAAGAGCAGCUGGCUGCAGCGGCUGAAGUGCUGGAAAAUUUCGGGAAGGCAUCAGGGCUGAAGGUGAACAAAGAUAAGACGGUGGUCUUUCCACUCGGGGAAAACAGGGGGGAGCCUCCGCCGGCAGACCUGCAAUUCAAAUGGGCAGACAAGGCGGCACCGGAGAGACUGUUAGGUGUUUGGAUCACUCCGAACGGCGACCCACUCCCGUCCCAGGAGAAGGCUUUGGACAGGGCGCGAAAAGAGUUAGCCAAAUGGGAAAUUCAGCAUUUAACGACGUCAGCAAGGGUCACGAUAAUCAACGGGUACAUAUCGCCUAUCUUCAUGUUUCAGGCGUACAUAUACCCGCCGCCGGAGGAGAUCUGGACAAAAAUCAAGCGGAUCUAUCACCAUUUUGUGUCGGAAGGGGAGGCGACGGAGGAAAAGGCCUUCGUCCUCUGGAACUACGAGCUGGUAUGCACACCCCUGGAAGAGGGAGGGCUGGGGAUGAUAUGCCCCAAGAAGCGUUUCGACAGCAUAGCGGUGCAGAAUGUCGGCCGCAUGAUGCUGCAAACAAACCCCGUUAAGAAGUGGCUGACGGAGCAGGCGGCGGCGAUGCCUCUGGGACCGGACACAAUCUACGCUCAUCAGUCCCUGCUGAGACACUGGAAGGAGGGUAGUAAACGCUGGAAGGAUAUGACACAAGCUUUCUGGAAGUCACCUUUCUGCGUCACCCCGGAGCCAAGUAAUCGCUGGGAGGUGGAGCGGGAGAAGUUGGCGUUUAACAGGCGCAUACCUUUCACGGGGGCCAGUCCGUUCGGAAAUCAAAAAGGUUAG